AUGGAAGAACUAAAAUCUACAAUGGAAGAAACUGAUGGAAAGGAUAUCUUUAUAGCGGCCGAGAAAGUUGCAGAACGAAGAGUGAUUCUAGAGAAUUGUUAUCAACUUUUAAAAGUACCCGAUUUUGUUAUGGAACCUCAAGCAGUUCAUGUAAUUCAUACGAUUUUGCUUAAUGAUGAAGAACAAACUGAAAUAAUUGAUUCGUUAUGCAAUAAUUAUGGUUCUUUAGGACAGUUGUCAAAUAUCCUUGGCGACUGGUUAACCGAUUUGGAGGAUAAUAAAGAUAUCGCAGAUGAAUGUUUCGAAACAACUCUAGCUUCUUUGAUUAUUAAACAUUUUCAACCUGAAAUCGCUGAUAAGAUAAUGGUGGAGGAAGAUAUCGAUCAGUGGCUCUCUGAUUUAAUCACAUAUAAAGCAUGGCGUCGUUUAAUUUAUGCAAUUGCUGAACUUUACCCAAAUUCUCUUAUGAUUAAUUUUGCUGUUAAAGUGAUUUCUGAUGCUGGUUUUCAACAUGAAAUUAGUAAUAUUACUACUGCAGCACAACAGUUAGAGAUAUUUUCUCGAGUACUGCUCUCUGCUGUAAAUACAGUUCUUGCUGAACACAAACGUGGCCCAAUGACUGAGUCCUAUGAGAAAGCUUUUGCAGAUCUCGUGAAGAUAGUAUGCCAUAGCGAACAUACCUAUCUUUAUACACAAACAUUGCUUCACGUUCUCAGCAAUGAAGAAGUUGGAACUGCAGCUGCAGCUUGUGCGCAUAUGUCUCAGAAACUUCGCAUGGUUGCCAAUGAACGCGAACAGGGAACAUCAGCAUUAUAUGUUGGUUUAUUGCAAACGCAUGAUGAACAAAUAUCACCGGCAAUGAUACAAGCUGUUAGAACGAUGUUGAGCAAGAAUUGUUUGAAUCCGGCGGAUAUAAGCCAACUUUAUCAGCAAUAUGCGUCACACAACCCACCACCAAUUGAGCUAAUUCGUGAUCCCAUUCUCCUUAACAUGUUGAUUGAUUCUUUAUUUGCCUUCGAUGGUGUCAAGGUUCAUACCGAUCAUCGACCGAAAUAUGUUUAUUUGUUGGCAUAUGCAUGUUGUGUUGGAGAAUAUAAGAAAAAUAAUGUGCGAAUGGCAAGUUAUUUGCGACUCUUGCAAAAUCAUCAAGAAUUAGAUAUGACGAGAGAUUGCAUUGAAAGAAUCGUAACACUUCUAGAAUCAAGGGAGGAUCUCAAUAAAAAGUUAUCACAAAUUAUUGCUGGUAUACGAAUACCGGUAGUUGCUGCUGGUUUACUUCAUUAUUUGAAAGGAUGCAUGUUGAAUGACGAUGUGAUUUGUGAUCCAGAAAUUGUUCAUUUUGUUCUUCUUGACCAAAUUGCUUCUUCACAUCGUAAUCUUCAACUUAGUGUAUUUCAAUUAGUUUGUGAUCUCUAUGAUCGGCAAUCAUCAUUAAAUGAAGCUGCUGAACUGAUAAUGGAACGCCAGCGUACAUUAAUAGACCGUUUCGUACAUUUAUUAUCGGUUGGUCAGCCACUAGCAGUUAUCGAAAAAGUUAACAAAAUGUUCAAAGAAGGACAAAUUGAUAUCUCUUUGAUAAGGUAUUUUGCUAUGGAAGUAUUAGAUAUCGUCGAACCGCCAUAUUCUAAAGAAUUUAUCGAUGUUUUUUUACCAAUUGUGUCAAAUGAAGAAAUUUUCCACCGUAAAGUGCAAGAUAAAUCUGAUAGACUUAUAAGAGCGAAAGAAUUCAAAGAGCAUUGUAUGGCGGCCGUUUUUGACCGUUCAUAG
Molecule: messenger RNA, 1767 nt
Organism: Dracunculus medinensis (Guinea worm)
Lineage: Eukaryota; Metazoa; Nematoda; Chromadorea; Rhabditida; Dracunculidae
Source: the annotation of a GenBank genome assembly